UGUCAUGGUUCUCAAAUGCAAUGUCACUCAAGGCGGAUGUGAGCGGAUCUUACAGGUGUAUUGCCAAUUUAGCCAGAGUUCGAGAAGAAACACCUGGAAUCAUCAUGUGAUCCUGUACCUGGGCGUGGAGAAAGUCCCUGUUAUUUUCUGGACUCUUGUUGAGUGUCGUCUUUCCGUAGGAAUUGUCAACCAGUGCGUGCCCCACUGUAUUUUCUAAGGAACGGUGCCUUUCUGUAACCCUUUCCGCGCGAAUUCAGGAAGAGUAAAAUGUGAACUUUACAUGCAUUUUGCUUGGGGGUUAUUUUUAAUUUUUAGGGGGACUUUGAAACCCAACGGCUUGUGUUUGUGCAACUAUACUGUUCUUCCAAGCACUUCUUUACUGUGGCCACCCUGGAGAGGCCUGAAUAAACAGGAGAGCAGACGACGAAGGGAUAUGAUUGUGGACUUCCUGCUUGGCAACUACAGGAAGUAAUUGAGCUCUACAGGAAAGAUGACAAGCUGGGUCCAGGCCGCUCUUCUUCUCCUCUGUCUCCUCCUGUUAUGCCUGUCUGCAACCGGGAACCAGCUGCAGGAGGAGGCGCUCCUGGACUUCUCCUCCAUAACGCCCAUCAACAACGUGGUUCAGGACCCCCGCAGCGGGCGCGUCUACCUGGGUGCCGUCAACACCAUCUACCAGCUGGAUGAGGCGCUGCGUGAAGAGGCCCGCACCGUGACUGGCCCCAAGGAGGAUGCCCGCACCUGCACCCCGCCUGUCUCCACUCCGUACUGCCAGGACACCAAGCCCAGCCCUAAUGUCAACAAGCUGCUGCUGGUGCACCCAUCCAACGGCUCACUGAUCGUCUGUGGGUCCCGCUACCGGGGAAUCUGUUCCCUCCUCAACCUGAGCAACGUGGAGCAGCAACUGUACUACAGUGACUCUAAGGGGGAGAGGACUUAUGUGGCUAGCAUAGAGGACGGUGUAGCCGUGGUGGCCGUCAUGUCUACAUACAUUAAUAAAGACGGCAACACCUUUAAUGUGUUUCUGGUGGGAAAGGGCUACGGCAGCCUGGACAGCUCCAAACUCAUCAGCACACGCAUCCUCCAGGACUACCGCGACUGGGUGGUAUUCGAGAGCAUCAUCGAGGCGUCCACCGUGCAGGCAACACCCUUCGUGCCCAAGUACCUGCAUGACUUCCGCCACGCCUUCAAGGAGGAGGGCUUUGUCUACUUCCUGUUCUCCAGGACCAUGGGAAGCACCGAUAACAAGAACUUCACCUUUGUGUCUCGACUGUGUGAGGACGACCCUCACUACUACUCUUACACAGAGCUGCAGCUCAACUGUGGCCCGGGGAACAGGUACAACAAGGUGCAGGCAGCCUAUGUGGCAUCCCCAGGUAAAGAGCUGGCCCGGGGGAUGACAGAGUCGGGUCAGUAUGGUAAGGUCCUCGCCUGGCACAAGGUGCUGUUCAUGGUGGCCAGCCCGGAUGACGACGGCGCCGAUUCGGCCCUGUGCAUGUACCCUCUAAACACCAUCAAUGAGAGGCUGGUGGACAUAAUCAGUGCCUGCUACAGCGACUCGGGCAAGAUCGCAGGCAUCCCAGCUGUGGACAUCCCCUACUCCUACAAGACAGACGAGUUCUGCACCUCCCAUAUCGACAAAGACACUCUGAACAACUAUAAGUGUGGGGCAGACUUCCUUCCCUCUCCACUGGCCAGUAAGCCAGAGUUUGCCCAGCAGGCGAAGGCGGUCAUCAUCAGGAGGGGCCUGCUGACCGCUGUGGCCAUCGCUGUGGAGAAUGACCACACUAUCGCCUUCCUGGGGAACAGCUUGGGGGAGGUGUACAAGGUUCAUCUGACUGCCAACCCAGAGGUGUACAGUCAAGUGCCAGGGGACACCACAGGGAAACGCGUCAACAAAAAACUCUUCUUUGACACUAGCCACAGCCACCUGUAUAUCACCACUGAGAAAAAGAUCACCAAGGUGCCAGUGCAGACAUGCCAUCUGAAAACAGACUGCCAGUCCUGUGUGUCGCCAUGGGACCCCUACUGUGGCUGGUGUGUUCUGGAGGGCAGGUGUACCAGGAGGUCUGAUUGCCGGCGAGCGGAGGAGAAGAACGGCUGGUUGUGGAGCCCCAAGCAGCAGUGUGUGAAGAUCGUGUCCUUCAACCCACCCAACCUCAGCUGCAAAAGGACCCAGCAGGUGGAGAUCAACGUGCCCUCCCUCCCCUCCUUCGGGCAGGCAGACCGUCUGUGCUGUGUGUUCCCCUCCUAUAUGAGUGACGCCACCAUGUCCUCUGGCCAGGUCACUUGUGCCCUGCCCAACCCUGUCUCCUUACCAUCCACACCUGAACACCAGGAUUUCGUGGCGGUGCCCAUUAAGAUCUUUGUGAACGAGUCAGUGGAGCUGGCCACCAGGGAGUUCAAUUUCUACAACUGUUCAGCCACUGUGAGGAAAGCAGAGAGCACACCAUGUUUGUCAUGUGUGGCCAGCCCAUGGGGCUGCCAGUGGAACACCCAGGACCACACCUGCCGGGACAAGGAGGACACUGUGUUGGGCCCUCAAAUCAUCAAACACAGACAGGGGGCAAGAUGUCCCCAGUUCGAGAACCCGGAUCCUGUGCUCAUUCCUGUGGGGUUCAAAACCACCAUCGGCUUCGAGGGCAUCAACCUGGAUGUUUACCAGGACCGGGUGUUCACCAUCGGCACAGAGCUGAUGAGUAACAUGGAGGAGGACGUCAGGUCUGAAGAUGGCCCCUUCUACAGCUUCCGCGGUUUUAACUUUUCCUUGGAUAAGUCACAGGAGACCAACGUUCUGUUCUACGUGAAGGACAAACAGACGGGCAAGAAAAUAGACAGCACACUGAAUGUGACCCUAUAUAGCUGCUCGCUGGGCCGUGAGGACUGCAGCCUGUGUAAGAACGCUGACCCUAAGUACAGGUGUGUGUGGUGUGUCAAAAGGAAGUCGUGCGUCUAUGAGAAGCUGUGUACUAAUGACCAGGGUACAGAGUGCCCUGACCCACACAUCACUGACAUCAUCCCUCGCUACGGGCCCGUGAGGGGGGGCAUCUCUGUCACCAUCAAGGGCUCCAACCUGGGCAUCCACAAGGGGGACAUCAAGGCCAUCAGUGUGGUGGGGGUCCCCUGUAUACAUCAGGAGAACAAAUACGCCGUCUCCACCAGCGUGGUGUGUGAGAUCGGGCCCUUGAAACCCCUGAGUACAAACUCGGGCCAGGUGGAGGUGGAGGUAGAGGGAGGGAAGAGAGGAACGUCAUCUGCUUUCUUCACAUACCGGGACCCCAUCGCCCGCUCGGUUCACCCCGCCAACGGCGCCAAGGCCGGGGGGACGGUCAUCACCAUCUCUGGUUUCAACCUGGACACAGCCACCAGGGAGGACAUUGCCGUCACCGUUGGGGGGGUGGUGUGCACUGUGGAGACGUUUGGUGCAGCCAUCACCUGCAGGAUGGGAGAGUACCGGGCGGAUAAGGUCCCCUCUGACCUGCUCACAGUGACAGUAAAGUAUGGGAAGAGAACCACCACAGCCGUCCCCACAGCCUUCCAGUUCUGGGAGAACCCCACUAUCCUGGACCACCACCCCAAGGGAAGCUUUGUGUGCGGUGGGAGGACCAUCGUGGUGACUGGAUCUGGGUUUGACCUAAUUCAGAACGCCAUCAUGAGGGUCCAGGCCUCGGCUGACAAGUGGUCCGGCAUAACUCCUACUGAGUACCUCCAGGAGGCUCUGAGUAAGAACAACACGGUAAUCCAGUUCCUGACCCCGGCCGUCAACAGGUCCUCUGAGACCCAUUUGUUCAGGACCUUCAUCCAGCUGGACAACUGGGGGAGGGAGCUCAAGCCCUUCGACUACCACCCUGACCCUGCCUUCGACCCCCUCACCAAGAAGAUCAUCACUGAGACCUCCAUCAUUGUCGUCACUGGUCGAGGUUUUGAAAAAGCCAUGACAGCCAAAGAGGCCCAGGCGUUUGUGGGGGAUGUCCCGUGCUAUGUCAACGCCCUCCAGGAUGACAAGCUGUUCUUGGAUCCCCCGUCGAGCCAGCCCCAGGCCCGCUCCAAACGCCACCGCAGACGCAGAGACACCAGCUCCGACACAUUGGACCUGCUGAUUAAGUUUGGGAAUGGCGAGUGGGUGGUGGGCUCUGUGCACUACGAGAGCAAUAAUGAGGUUCCUCUCUUCAUCAUCAUCCCUGCUGUCAUCAUCCCCAUGCUGCUCAUCAUCCUCGUCUCCGUCUACUGCUACAGGAGGAAGAGCCAGCAGGCUGAAAGAGAGUAUGAGAAGGUGAAACACCAACUGGAGAAUUUGGAGGAGAGUGUACGAGACCGCUGCAAGAAAGAGUUCACAGACCUGAUGAUAGAGAUGGAGGACCAUACCAACGAACUGAGCGAGGGGCGAAUCCCCUUCCUGGACUAUAAGACCUACACGGACCGCGUCUUCUUCCUGCCCUCCAAGGACGGGGCCAAUGAUGUGAUGAUCACGGGCAAGCUGGACAUCCCUGAGGCACGGAAGGCCAUCGUGGGCCAGGCCCUCAACCAGUUCUCUAACCUGCUUAACUCCAAGACCUUUCUCAUCAAUUUCAUCAAGACCUUGGAAGGACGUCCAGACUUCAACGCCCGGGCCAAGGUGUACUUUGCAUCCCUGCUGACGGUGGCUCUGCAUGGGAAGCUGGAGUACUACACGGACAUCAUGAGGACCAUGCUGCUGGAACUCAUGGGGAACUAUGUCGACAGCAAGAACCCCAAACUCAUGCUGCGCAGGUCAGAGACAGUGGUGGAGAGGAUGCUGUGUAAUUGGAUGUCCAUCUGUCUUUACCAGUUCCUCAAGGACUCAGCAGGGGAACCCCUGUACAAGCUGUUCAGGGCCAUCAAGCAUCAGACAGAGAAGGGUCCAGUAGACGCCAGAGUGAAGAAGGCCAAGUACACCCUGAAUGACACGGGCCUGCUUGGAGACGACGUGGAGUACUGCGUCCUGACUCUGCAGGUGCUGGUGCACGGGGAGGGGCCAGACGUGACGCCCGUCAAGGUGUUGAACUGUGACACGGUGUCUCAGGUGAAGGAAAAGAUCAUCGAGGCGGUGUACAGGAACCUGCCCUACUCACAGAGACCCAAAGUGGACAGCGUCAGUCUGGAGUGGCGUCCUGGUUCCACAGGGCAGAUCCUGUCAGACCUGGACCUGACAUCCCAGAAGGAGGGCAGGUGGAGGCGCAUCAACACACUGGCCCACUACAACGUGCGAGACAAUGCUACUCUAGUCCUGUCCAUAGUUCUUCAUACUCAACAGAACUAUGACCAGAACCAGGAUAACCAAGAGGAGAGAAACGCCCUGUUGGAGGAUGACAAGGUGUUCCACCUGGUUCGGCCUGAUGAGCUGGAUGAGAUGAAGUCCAAGAGGGGCAGCAUGAAGGACAAGUCCAUGACCAAAGCCAUCACUGAGAUCUAUCUCACACGACUGCUCUCUGUCAAGGGAACCCUGCAACAGUUUGUGGAUGACUUCUUCCGCAGCGUUUUGUGUUCCGGGUCGGUGGUGCCACCCGCCAUCAAGUACUUCUUUGACUUCCUGGACGAGCAGGCCCUCAAACAUGACAACGUGGACGAGGAGACCGUACACAUCUGGAAGACCAACAGCUUGCCUCUGAGGUUCUGGGUGAACAUCCUGAAGAACCCUCACUUCACCUUCGACGUCCACGUGACAGAGGUGGUGGAUGCCUCGCUGUCUGUCAUCGCUCAGACCUUCAUGGACGCCUGCACCAAGACAGAGCACAAACUCAGCCGAGACUCUCCAAGUAACAAGCUACUCUAUGCAAAGGAGAUCUCCACCUACAAGAAGAUGGUCGAUGAUUACUACAAGGGCAUCAGACAGAUGGUAUCAGUCAGCGACCAGGACAUGAACACUCAUCUGGCAGAGGUGUCUCGGACUCAUACAGACAAACUCAACACACAAGUGGCUCUGCAUCAGCUCUACCAGUACGCCAGCAAAUACUACGACGGGAUCAUCCAGUCCCUAGAUGAGGACCCGGCAGCCCAGAGUAAACAGCUCACCCUACGGCUUCAGCGGAUAGCAGCCGCCCUUGAGAAUAAAGUGACAGACCUCUAACCCACUGGAGGAGCCAGGGAGACGGAGAGGGAGGGAUGGAGGGAGAUGGUACCGUGCCACCAGUGUCCACAGGGGCUUAUUUAUCCUGGCGGAGGAGAAAGAAACAGAGAAAGGGGUCCCGCAAGGCCUUGAUGUUGACACCUUCAACCCAGCAGGCCCAGAAUGUGGGACAGAUCAGAGUCUGCAGAGUGGAACAGAAUAGGACCAAUGAAACAAAGACAGAUCAGAGUCUGCAGAGUGGAACAGAAUAGGACCAAUGAAACAAAGACAGAGAGAUGAUGAUGGGUUACACAUGUCAUCAUCCUGUAGGGACGCCUUAACUCAAGUCCACUUGCCAAACAGAAAUAAUUGGUCCUUAACACUCACUCUGGCUGUUCCCACAAUGGAACAGGUGGCCAGCCCUGGGAAAUAAGCCCCUGUGUUGAACACUGCUUGGCACAAGGAGAUAAUCAGAUGUUCAAUUUCAUCCUGUCUAGAAAAGUUGUAAGAAUUGUAUUAUAUUUUUUUUAUUGUGCAGUCUUUAUGCGGAAAGCUUUAUAAGGAGAAAUUAUCUUUUAAAAUGGACUGCCUUGUGGUGUGUAUUGUGUUUCUAUAGCCUGUGUGUGUGUGUGUGUGUGUGUGUGUGUGUGUGUGUGUGUGUGUGUGCGUGCGUGCGUGCGUGCGUGCGUGCGCGCGCGCGCGCGUGCAUGCACGGAAUGCCUACUGUCAGGCCAGAGGGUGGAUGCCAUAUCUGUUAUUUUAAUCUCAACUAGUCACUGACACACAGGAGCCCGUUCUCCCACUGAGCUCCUCUACACAGACCAAAUGGUCAGGCUAACUAUACACUUCUUGAAAAUGACAGGCCGACUAGUGACAGGUCGACUUGUGACAGGCCUACUAGUGACAGGUCGACUUGUGACAGGCCUACUAGUGACAGGCCGACUAAUGAUUUUCCAAAUUAUCGGUUUUAAUUGUAUUUUUAUUUUGAUUCACAUGCUUCAUAGCUCGAUGGCAGGGUUUGGUUGCCAAUACGCCCUCACACUCAAACAUCCAUAACACUGCUAUUUCCCCUUGUUGGAGUACAUUCUCACACAUUCUACUGGAACCUCAGUUAGUUUUGACCUCCAGUUUAUAAUGUUUUAUCUUUUUAAGCUAAAUAUCUCCCAAAUCAUUUAAUAUAUUUUGAAAAGCAUAAAAUGACAUUUUAAGUCAGGCGAAUUACAUUUGACUCUGUAGCCAGUCAAGCAAACAUCCUGCAAUAACAUACCAUUUUUUAGACGCGAGACAUUGGGAUAUCAUUAAUCUCCCAUUCAUAUGUUUUACUUUAUAGAAUAUAGAAUUUGUUGUUUACCAUUUCAUCUACACUAGUGAAGCAGCAAUACUUUAGUACUUGAGUGAAAAUAUACUGAGAAGGAAAUAUAAAUAAUAUGACAGCAGAUAUAUUAUAGUAGCUAACUUACUAAGUAAUAUGACCAUGAUGUUACAAGCUGUUCAUAGUGUUUUGUGUUUCCUUAUUCUAUGCCAAAUUACUAUUAAUAUCCCAUUUUGUAAGCUCCUACUAAGUGGAAAUCGUACACUUUUAAAUGAAUAAUGAUUUUUACAACAUGCGCCAUUGUUGGUAUGAUGUGGCACAAGUCAGGUUAAUUUAUGUACAGUGCCAGUCAAAUGUUUGGACCCACCUACUCAUUCCAGGGUUUUUCUUUAUUUUUACUAUUUUAUUCAUGGUAGAAUAAUAGUGAAGACAUCAAAACUAAGAAAUAACAUCUAUGGAAUCAUGUAGUAACCACAAAAGGGUUCAACAUUUAAAUUAACAGGUGUGCCUUGUUAAAAGUUAAUUUGUGGAAUUUCUCUCCUUUGAGCCAAUCAGUUAUGUUGUGACAUGGUAGGGGUGGUACAGAAGAUAAAUCUAUUUGGUAAAAUACCAAGUUCAUAUUAUGGCAAGAACAGCUCAAAUAAUCAAAGAGAAAUGACAGUCCAUCAUUACUUUAAGACAUGAAGGUCAGUCAAUCUGGAACAUUUCAAUAAUUUUUAAAGUUUCUUCUAGUGCAAAACUAUGAAGCUCUAUGAUGAAACUGGCUCUCAUGAGGACCGACCACAGGAAAGGAAGACCCAGAGUUACCUCUGCUGCAGAGUUUAAGUUCAUUAGAGUUACUAGCCUCAGAUAUUGCAGCCCAAAUAAACACUUCACAAAGUCCAAGUAACAGACACAUCUCAACAUCAAUUGUUCAGAGGAAACUGCAUGAAUCAGGCCUUCAUGGUCUAAUUGCUGCAAAGAAACCACUACUAAAGGACACCAAUAAGAAGAAGAGACUUGCUUGGCCCAAGAAACACAAGCAAUGGACAUUAGACCGGUGGGAAUCUGUCCUUUGGUCUGAUGAGUCCAAAUGUGAGAUUUUUUGGUUCCAACUGCCGUGUUUAUGUGAGACACAGAGUAGGUGAGCGGUUGAUCUCCGCAUGUGUAGUUCCCACUGUGAAGCAUGGAGGAGGAGGUGUGAUGGUGUGGGGGUGCUUUGCUGGUGAUACUGUCAGUGAUUUAUUUAGAAUUUAAGGCACACUUAACCAGCAUGGCUACAACAGCAUUCUGCAGUGAGACUGUUGGAAAAGCAUUCCGGGUGAAGCUGGUUGAGAGAAUGCCAAGAGUGUGCAAAGCUGUCAAGGGAAAGGGUGGCUACUUUGAAGAAUCUCAAAUAUAAAAUAUAUUUUGAUUUGUUUAACACUUUUUUGGUUAAUAUGUGAUUCUAUAGGUGUUAUUUCAUAGUUUUGAUGUCUUCACUAUUAUUCUACUAAUGUAGAAAAUAGUAAAAAAUAAAGGAAAAUCCUUGCAUGAGUAGGUGUGUUCAUACUUUUGACUGGUACUGUACAUAAUAAUGAAUUGCAAUACACCUUGAUAUGACAUUCUAUAGCCCAUAGUUGAGUUGCUGCCUGUUCUGAUUUCAUCAUUGUUUUAGUGGAUCAUUUUUGCCAAUUCAAAUGUGUUAUCCUGCACCUUGUUCAGGGGCGGUUUUAAUUUUCCUCUUACACCAUUGACUACAGAUUGUUUUAUUUACAAGCUCCCUGAAUUUGACCGUCAGUCAAUGUGUGGUCAAGUGUCAGAUUAGAUGUUUGCAUUCCCGAUCCCAGAAUGUUAAUGAUAUUCCUGCCUUUGGUAGAGUGAGAUUUGUACAAAGCAGCUAGCGGGCAACCUGGCCAAGCUGCACUUGCACUGCCCACUCAGCACAGAACGGAGUGUCACUUAGCAUAAUGGCAUCAGCGGGGGAUGUUUUUGAUCUUAAUUGCAUGCAGACUGCAGACUGCAUCCACCUCUAACGCUGUUGUUGUUUACCACAGCAGAUUCCACGUCUGCUAGAGUGAUGAAAAAGCUUAGUGCAAGCCUUUCUUUAACAUGUGCCUUAUAUGACGAUGAUAUCAUUUGUAUUGUUCUAUUGGUGAGUAUAACGAAACGAUUAUAGUUAUAGAAGACACAGCAAUGUAUUUGCGAGUGUGAUAUGUAUAUGCUGUCAAAUGCUAGAACUCUGCGGCAGCCAUUGGGUGUCAACAGGCUAAACACAUUUCAGAAUCAUUUCUAUGGUUGCAGAUAUAAUGUGUGCAUUUAUUUUGGGUGUCUGUGUUGUAUGCUUAUAGUAGGACUAUGGUGGCUAUGGCAACAGCCCAAAUAAACAAAUGUAAAGCAGUGGCCAACCUGAGACGGUUUUCCCCUAAAAUGUCUGGCAUUCCUAAAUUAGUCUUGAGACAAAGUGACAAAUGUAGAGAGUAUUGAGUAUAGCGCAAUAUGUUCCAAUGGUGUUUUUUGCCCCGUGAUUCUGUGUAUGAAAAACGACUAUCUAUACUCAACAAUUAACUUUCUUACUGCUGUGCAGUUAUUUUUAUUUCCUGUUUCCUAUAACAUAUACAUACCUUUGUAAAAAUAAAAACAUGUUGACAUACUGUAUUCUAACUGUAUAACCCUAUGCAUUGAGUCCUGGUUUGUUGUGCUGUCGUCCAGAUCUUUUACGUGUGAAUGUGCUGUGACAUAAGAAAAAUGGGACAGUAAAUUAGUGCGGGACCUUAAUGAAACACAACAGCUCAGAAGACAUCGAUCCAGUACCUCAUCUGUUUGUAAUGGGUUACUCACUUCUCAGAGGCUUGUGUGGAUGAAGCAAUUACAUACAGAUUGCAUCAUGCACUCCUCCAUUAAUAAACUGACACUUCCAUGUC
Oncorhynchus nerka (sockeye salmon) is the source of this 10255-nucleotide messenger RNA. Its product is annotated as plexin-B2-like. Gene Ontology annotation, cellular component: plasma membrane; semaphorin receptor complex. The record is from RefSeq and is a predicted model, not a curated record. NCBI's taxonomy places the organism in Eukaryota, Metazoa, Chordata, Actinopteri, Salmoniformes, Salmonidae. Bases 491 to 6082 code for a protein of 1863 amino acids. Gene Ontology annotation, molecular function: protein binding; semaphorin receptor activity. Gene Ontology annotation, biological process: semaphorin-plexin signaling pathway involved in axon guidance; regulation of cell migration. The transcript is spliced from 37 exons.